Messenger RNA from Umbelopsis ramanniana AG, 395 nucleotides. RefSeq lists its product as uncharacterized. Bases 113 to 298 code for a protein of 61 amino acids. The record is from RefSeq and is a predicted model, not a curated record. The transcript has 2 exons. NCBI's taxonomy places the organism in Eukaryota, Fungi, Mucoromycota, Umbelopsidomycetes, Umbelopsidales, Umbelopsidaceae.
CAAUGGCAAAGGAAAGAGUGCACGGGAAUACGUUAACUUAAAAUUCGUACCUUGUGCCUUGUAGAAGCGGGAAUUGGAAAAAUUGGCUCAACGCACAAAGCAUGCUCAAGAAAUGGCUGCAAAGUUCAAACCUAACACACCAAUAUGGGCCAGAUGGAAAGGGGGUCCUUAUUUUGCUGGUACAAUUCAAUCAUGCACUAGCAACAAGCAGAGUUGUCGAAUAGCUUUUGCAGACGGUUACUCGCUUGCUGUACCUUGGAAAGACAUCCUUUUAGAAUCACCCGACAUUAAAUGUUAGUAUUGCCCAUAGGCUGUAGCUAUUCUUGUAACAUAAGUAUAAUAAGAAAUGUAGAAUUUCGAAGUAAAAGCUCCUCUGUACAUCAUUCAAACCUUCA